UCCAUCACCAUGGAGCACUCUCGGAUAAUUUUGAGUGAUCUACUACGUCAGCAGAAAGUGACUACUGAUGGCUACCUAGCGAAUUAUUGUGAGACAGAACUGAAGGAGCUAAUGAAACAAAUCGAUAUAGUAAUGAACACAAAAACAUCCAAGUGGGAACAGGAAGUGAAAAGCCUUCAGCAGAAGCUGCAGACCAGACAGACCGAGUGUGACUCCACAAGAGAUAGGCUGGAAUGGACGCAGACAGAGGUUGCAAAACUGCAGCAAAAUGUCUCGCUGGCGGAAUCGAAACAUCGAAGAACUGUGCAGGAGUACGAGAAAGAGUUGGUUGGUGUUCGUGAGCAGCUGUUGACGAUGAGGCGCGAAUACGACCGCUUGUGCAGGAAACACGAGAAGCGCCAGCAGACGAAGGUCCAGAUGCAGGAGCAAGCCAGCGUGGAGCAGCAGCACUCCGCCUACGAAAUAGAAGCAAUGCGGCGGAAGCUGAAUGACUUUGCCACCAAGGAGUCGGAUUGGGGCAAAAAGGAGGAGGGCAUGAGGUGCCAGGUAGAUGCUCUCACACAGAAAAACAAUGAGCUUUCAAGUAAGAGCAAGAGCUUGACGCAGGCGCUGAGCCAUAGCCAGGAGCAGCUACAGAAGGCACAAGAGGAGGCAAAGCUCACUGCCACCCUCAAGAGCAGGCUCAAUAAUCUAGAGGUUGCCUUCAACCAAGCAAACUGCAGCGUGACGGAGCAGUUUAAUGUCAACGUAAAACUGCGUGAGUCACUACGAGAUCUGCAAGUAGCUCACAAGGCGCAAUACGAGCAGCUGCUGCAGCGAACUACAGCAGAUGGGAGGUCGUCGCAGAGUGUCAAUCCACAUGGUGAGAGGGCCCAGCUGACUGCACUGCUGCAGCAGCAGGCUGUUUCAAUAAAGGCCAUGAACGACAACGCCAGCUUUCUUGACAAGCAGCUGGGCGACGUGACCGCGCAGAGCGAACAGAAGUCCGCAGAGCUACGCACUCGUUUGGCCGAAAUCGACAUCCUCCAGCGAGAAAAUGCAGCGCUGCGAAGUUCCGCGAAGGAACGGUGCACGCGCGAGAGCAGAGAGAUGGCAAACGGCACGAAAAAACUGGAAGAAGAGAACGCAACCCUGAAGCAGACCGUUCGCCGACUCGAGGAUUCGCUAGCGCAGCUUCACGCGUGGUUGGACGAGGCUGCGGCACGCGAGAGGCCUUCCCCGAAAUCUCCGAAGACGCGGAGGCGCGCGGACGGUUCCGCGCCUCGGCCUGACGACACCAGCCCUGCUCUCGUUGAGUUCGUCACCAACGUUGACCAGCUGUUACGCAACUGCUCGACGUGGAGUGAAAAUAACCAGACAGAAUUGAGCUCCACUGAAAGGGAGAGAGAUUCGGUGACGAGGAAGUUCUUACUAGAGGAGGAACGGCAGCAGAAUGAGUUGGAGAACCUGCUUGAUGCUCACAUGUUACGGCUGCAAGAGGGAGCUGAUAAGAUUCUCAACAAACUGGCUACGUAGUAGCAUUUGUAAACUGUUUCGAUUCAUCAUCAGUGCUGCUAUUUAUCAUCUGCUUUACGUGGGAUUUACAUUAGCCUCGUUCACACGAGACCUCGUAUUUAUGAAAUACGGUAUUUGCGAAAUACCGAAUCUGAGACAAAUA
Molecule: messenger RNA, 1657 nt
Organism: Priapulus caudatus
Lineage: Eukaryota; Metazoa; Priapulida; Priapulimorpha; Priapulimorphida; Priapulidae
Product: centrosomal protein of 63 kDa-like
Exons: 1
Coding region: 10-1515 (501 amino acids)
Biological process (GO): de novo centriole assembly involved in multi-ciliated epithelial cell differentiation; centriole replication
Cellular component (GO): centriole
Source: RefSeq, a predicted model, not a curated record